Molecule: messenger RNA, 618 nt
Organism: Haemonchus placei
Lineage: Eukaryota; Metazoa; Nematoda; Chromadorea; Rhabditida; Trichostrongylidae
Source: the annotation of a GenBank genome assembly
AUGAAGAAGAGUGGGGCGUUUGGACGAGCUAUGCAAUGCGUCUCACAUUGCGUACGUGUGGGUCCUGGUGCGAUUAACCGACUAUGCCGACAUCUGACGGUAUCGACGAAAUCGUGUGGCAAGGACGCCUACGCUUUGGUCGGCGGAUAUUUUCCCGAGCGAAUCCUGGUCCUUAGCCCAGAACGCGAUGAUUCAGGUGAUGAGAUCGCAGAUGAAGCGCAACUACAAGACGAGGAUCCUCACUUUGAAAGUGAAUCGGAAUCUGGUGAUGUACCUGAAAUGUCCUGGUCAACAACUACAUCAACUCAAGAUCGAUGGAUUUUUACAGGAGAAUAUGGACCAGCCGCCCACGUUUGUAGUUGCAGCCAUCCUGUCGACUUCUACAGUCUGUUUCUUGAUACUGAAAUGAUGGAGCUCAUUGUCACCGAAACGAACAGAUGUGACCAGCGAAAAGCGGAGAAAUCCGAAUCGGACUUCCAAGAUAAGAUGGAGGACGAAAUGAGGAAAUUCUUCGGAAUCCGCCUCCAAAUGGGAAUCGUUAGACUACCACGACUGUAUGAUUUGGAGCCAGCGACCAGCUCUAGGUGGUCAUUAGCACGUCGGUCAUGUUAUGGUUAG